AUGAUCAGGCGCAACAAUGAAGAACAAGAAGAAGAAAGGCUUCUUUUUAGGCAUUUCAGCCAUGAACAUCCCCUAGAACUUGCCUGCGAUGAUAGUAGUCGUCCUGAAGCAGACCGAGUCACCUGUGUUGGUUGUGGCAUCCAUUUACUUCCCAGGAAGGCCUAUUACACCUGCAGAACCUGUGACUUCUCUCUCCAUCGUCCAUGCUACAACAUGCCAAGGAAAGUCCACCACCCGGCAGACCCUGGCCACGACUUAGUCCUUCAUCUCUCCACCUCUUUCGCCUGCAAAGGAUGUGGCAAUCCUGGUUCUGGCUUCUCUUAUCACUGUGGCAUAUGCCUUCAGAAUUACCAUAUUUUAUGCUCAGCUUUGCCGCUUUCCACCUCCCAUUAUUCCCAUCCCCACGUCUUAAAACUCGAGUUCUCCCCUCCUCAUUAUGAUGGACUCGAGGGCUUCUGCUGUGACAUAUGCAAAAACCCGGGUUCUGAUCAUUGGCUCUAUCGAUGUGGGACCUGUGAGUUCGAUGUUCACCUUCACUGUGCCAUAUCUAACGGUCAAGGCCAUCAAUCCCAGACUCAGGAAACCAACUAAAGCAGCUUCUGAUAAGCCAACAUGGAAUGGCCAUAUCUCAUUCAAGGAGCUAGCUCUGGAUCAUUGUCUAUGAAUAUUACUUUUAAUCUUGUCUUUUGACUCUGAAUUAUAUCUUUGUUCUGCUCUAUGUAAUCCAUAAGCGCCUCUUUAAAUUACUGUUUCUCUCAGAAAAAAAA
This is a messenger RNA of Vitis riparia (riverbank grape), 767 nucleotides long. RefSeq lists its product as uncharacterized. Lineage: Eukaryota; Viridiplantae; Streptophyta; Magnoliopsida; Vitales; Vitaceae. The record is from RefSeq and is a predicted model, not a curated record. The coding region runs from base 1 to 591 and encodes 196 amino acids. The transcript has a single exon.